AUGUCAUUGUUUUAAUUAUUUUCAAAACGUGAGAUUAUUUGAGUUACACAAAUACAGAGCAAAAACAAACAAGAUGUUCGGAAAGCAAGAAGAGGAGGAUAUGGCGUUCUUCUCAAAAGUGUUACUGUUCCUCUCUGUACACUGGAGAGGGGUUGUGUGUGUGGUCGCGCCUAUCGUGCUCAUUGCGGUCCUAACGCCAUUCCCGCCUAAACCGUACCAGUGGUGUGGCUACACCCUAGUGCUGAUGGCCAUAUUCUGGGUGACAGAGUGCAUCCCAAUCGCUGUGACUUCAUUUCUGCCUGUCCUCAUAUUCCCACUGACGGGAGUCUCGACUACAGCGGAGACGUGCCAGGCUUACAUCAAUGAUUCAGUAUUGAUGUUUAUUGGCAGCAUAAUAUUAGCCUUUUCUGUCGAGCAAUCUGGUUUGCAUAAACGUCUGGCGUAUUUUGCUAUACGCAUUAUCGGAUAUUCGCAUGUAAGGUUGCUAUUAGCCAUGUGUUUAGUGACAACAUUCGUUUCCAUGUGGGUCACUAACACUGCCGCCACAACUAUGAUGGUACCCAUAAACCUUGCUGUGCUCAAAGUAUUUGAUGACCAAAACAUAAUUAAACUUUAUGACACUGGCCCUGACGGAGAAAAUAUGGCGUCUGAUAUAACAACAGCCUAUUUCUGCGCAGCUACUUAUUCAGCUACUAUUGGUGGCAUCGGAACUUUGGUAGGGACGGCGACUAAUCUAGCAUUUAAAGGUCUUUUUCAGACGGCAUAUCCAGAGGCACCCGAAUUAUUAUCAUUCCCCAAGUUUUCGGCUUUUGCUGUGCCUUAUAUGAUUAUUAUGGAAAUUUUCGUAUACUUAUACUUCAUCAUAUUUUAUUUUGGAGUAUUUAGACCGGGAAGUGUGGCGGCUAAAUCAGCUAAAAUGACGAAAAAGGGUAUAGAGCUAGCUGAAAAGGCAAUUCUUGAAGAUAGUAAGAAAAUGGGCAGAAUCACAUUUUGGGAAGUGAUGGUAUUAUUGCUAUUUAUCCUGGCAAUGAUUGGCUUUUUCUGUCGAUCACCUCAAAUCUUUACAGGUUGGGCCGAUCUUAUAACAAAAUCAUUCGGAAUAUCCGAUACCCGAUACGUUCGAGACUCAUCACUCGCUCUGUGUGUUUGUACCCUUAUGUUCCUUUUGCCGUCUACAUUGGCAGUUUUUAAGAACUUCACAGCCAAGUUUCACGAAGAUCUACCAAAAACGAGAGUCACUUCAGUACUCGAUUGGCGUACGAUGAACGUUGCUAUGCCAUGGAGUUUUAUGUUUCUCAUUGGUGGUGGUUUUGCACUGUCUAAUGCCGCUAAAAGUACAGGACUCAACAGCAAAAUCGGCGAAACGAUGAAAAUACUAAAAGAAUUGCCAGACCUGGUGAUUAUCCUCAUCAUUACCGUGGUGGUUAUUUUCAUCACAAACUUCGCUUCGAACGUCGCCGUGGCCAAUGUGAUGUGUCCACUUGCAAUGCAACUGGCAAAGGAAAUCAAAAAGAACCCCCUCUGGUAUUGCCUCGUGACAGGAUUCUGCGCAUCUUAUUGCUUUAUGAUCCCUGUGGGUACUCCUGGAAAUCUAGUGGUCCAGAGCGCGGUUAAUAUUCCAACUCGGAAAAUGAUAAUAGCAGGGGCAGGGCCCACUAUCACCACAAUAAUAGUGACGUUCUUCGCGAUGUCGUUUUGGGCGCCAGUGAUUUGGCCUGAACUCCACGUGCUUCCUGACUGGGCAUCUAAAAUGUAUUAAUUUAAUAUAUAUUUUUGUUAUUAUGUACUUUAGGUUUUCCUAUAGGCGCUUUUAACUGAGUUAAUGCCUGAGGUAUGGGAGCGGCACGGGAGGGUGUUUUUGAGACGUCAAACGUCAGCGAGAC
Messenger RNA from Ostrinia furnacalis (Asian corn borer), 1883 nucleotides. RefSeq names its product protein I'm not dead yet-like. Lineage: Eukaryota; Metazoa; Arthropoda; Insecta; Lepidoptera; Crambidae. Gene Ontology annotation, biological process: transmembrane transport; citrate transport; succinate transport. Gene Ontology annotation, molecular function: succinate transmembrane transporter activity; citrate transmembrane transporter activity. The coding region runs from base 74 to 1759 and encodes 561 amino acids. The record is from RefSeq and is a predicted model, not a curated record. The transcript has 15 exons. Gene Ontology annotation, cellular component: plasma membrane.